AUGGAGAGGUUUGGGAUUCAAAACCAAACUCUGGUUUCAUUUCUUCUUCUUGUCCUGUUUCUCUUCAUCCCCAACUGUUUUGUUUUCUGUCAAAACGACGACGUUAAUGAAGACUCCGGGUCCCAGCAACAACGGGUUAAAAUCCGGGUCGGGUUGGUUUUGAAUUUGGGUUCCGUGGAGGGAAAGAUAGUGGCAAGCUCUGUUUCCGUUGCCCUUUCUGAUUUCUACGCCAAUAACAAUGAUUACAAAACAAGAGUCUCUCUCUCAGUUAGAAACUCUCAAGGGGAGCCUCUCCGUGCUCUUGCUUCUGCUGUUGAGCUGCUGGAAACUGUAGGAGUGGAGGCGAUUAUCGGCGGGAACUCGUUUCUUGAGACGAAGUUUUUGGCGGAGAUUGGAGAGAAAGCUAGGGUUCCUGUGAUUUCACUUAGCUCUCCAGUUUCUUUGUCAAUGCGCAAAUACAGUCAUUUGAUCCAAGCGACACAUGAUUCGUCCUCCGAGGCAAAGGGCAUUACAGCUUUCAUCCACAGUUUUGGUUGGAAGAGUAUUGCUCUUGUUUAUGAGGAUGACGAUGACUGGAGAGAGAGUAUGCAACUCCUGGUGGACCAUUUUCAUGAGAAUGGUGUACGUAUUCGAUCCAAGGUUGGUUUAACCGUAUCUUCAAUCGAGGAGGUUAUGAUGGAUCGGUUAAGGAAGCUGAAGGACUUGGGAGGGACUAUCUUUGUGGUGCACAUGUCUGAGGUUGUUGCAACUCAUCAUCUCUUCCCAUGUGCUGCAAAAUUAGGGAUGAUGAGUGAAGGGUUUGCUUGGAUCCUUACUGCCAAAAGCAUGAACAGUUUCAAUCAGAACACUGAUAAUUUUGCAAAAGAAACAAUGGAAGGUGUGGUUGGUUUUAGGUCUUACAUCCCAUUUUCAAAAGAGCUUCACAACUUCACUUCUAUAUGGAGGAGAAAAUUACUAGGCAGUGAGGACAAUGUUGGGUCUGAGAUAACUCGGCUGAGCAUCUCCGGCGUAUGGGCUCACGAUGUAGCCUGGGCCCUGGCGAGAGCAUCAGAAGUUACAAGGAUGCACAAUGCAUCAUCAACUCUCCUUGAGGCAAUCACUCAGUGUAGGUUCAAGGGUUUGAGUGGUAACUUCCAAAUCAAGGCUAAGAAUUUCUUGUCAGACAAGUUUGAGAUUGUGAACUUGAUAGGAUCAGGUGAGAGAAGGGUAGGCUUCUGGAAUACUAAUGGCUUUUUCAGCAGUGGAAGACAUUUGUACAACAAGGUGGACACCAUAAUCUGGCCCGGUGUGUCUGCUCAAAGUCCAAAAGGGCGGAGACUAGGAGAAAGCAAGAGAAAAACGCUGAGAGUUUUGGUACCAUCUAGCAACAGAUUCCCAAAACUAGUGAAUGUGAUGACUGAUGAAGUAACAAAAAAAAUAAUUGCUGAUGGGUUCUGUAUACAAGUCUUCCAUGCUUCCAUUAGGCGUUUCAACUAUGAUGUUGAGUACAUACUUUGGCGCAAUGGUAGCAACUAUGACGAUCUAGCAUAUGGUCUUAGUAGCCAGAAAGACAAAUAUGAUGCGGCCGUGGGAGAUAUUACAAUAACUUCCAACAGAUCGAGUUAUGUUGCUUUUACGAUACCAUUCACUGAAAUGGGUCUUGGAAUGGUGGCACCAAAGCAGAGUGGUAUGUGGGUGUUCUUUCAACCCCUAACACCAGAUCUUUGGAUGACAAGUGCAGCUUUCUUUAUCUUGACGGGCACUAUAGUUUGGUUGAUAGAAAGACCUGAGAACACUGAGUUCCAGGGAUCUUGGUCACAACAAAUUGGAGUUAUGCUUUGGUUUGGCUUCUCCACCCUUGUUUAUGCUCACAGGGAGAAGCUAAAACACAACUUAUCAAGAUUUGUGGUUACAGUGUGGGUAUUUGCAGUGCUUAUACUGACUACGAGUUACACUGCAACAUUGACAUCAAUGAUGACAGUGCAACAGAUAAGAUUCAACUCCAAUAAAGACUUUAUAGGGCACCUUUCAGGAUCACUCAUUGCAAAUGCGAGCCUGGCUAGUACCAACAUCAAUGCAACGAAUGUCAGAGGUCUCAAUAACUCUGCAGACUAUACUAAAGCCUUACUUAACAACAGUGUCGCAUUCAUUAUCGAUGAGUUGCCAUACCUUAAUGUCCUCCUUGGAGAAAAGCCUGAUCAUUUUCUCAUGAUCAAGCCACAAAUUACCACCAACGGUUUCGGAUUUAUGUUUCAAAAAGGUGACGAGUUGGUGCAUUUGGUGUCCAAAGAAAUCUCGGAGCUAAGAACAAAAGGGAGGCUAAACGAGAUGGCGGUAAGGUGGUUUGAGAAUCGGCUUCCAUACACAAUAGAUGAUACAUCAGAUCCUAUAGACCUUUACAGGUUCCGCGGUUUGUUUAUGAUCACUGGAGGUUCUUCAGCUUUUGCUCUUGCAGUUCUUUUCAUUAUUUGGUUAAGAGAUAGAUGGGAAGAUCUUACGAGUUCCAUCAACAUAUUUCUCUCGCGACGAUUUGUACAUUUCAGGAUCCUCUUUGCAAGAGCUAUCCAUCCAAGCCCACUCGAUGACCUCUUUGGUGAGAAUGCAGUGCAGAUGUCUCAACGUAACAGAUAG
Molecule: messenger RNA, 2610 nt
Organism: Eruca vesicaria subsp. sativa (arugula)
Lineage: Eukaryota; Viridiplantae; Streptophyta; Magnoliopsida; Brassicales; Brassicaceae
Source: the annotation of a GenBank genome assembly